Messenger RNA from Paramacrobiotus metropolitanus, 759 nucleotides. RefSeq lists its product as uncharacterized. The transcript is spliced from 2 exons. The record is from RefSeq and is a predicted model, not a curated record. Lineage: Eukaryota; Metazoa; Tardigrada; Eutardigrada; Parachela; Macrobiotidae. Bases 79 to 534 code for a protein of 151 amino acids.
UUCUACGAUCUAUAGUUGACGGUUUUACCAUAAUAUUCUGGCUGACAUAAGAAUGGUUAGAUUGUCGAAAGUGUGCGAAUGUUUCGACAAAUACUGAUGCUUGCCUGGGCGCUGUGUGCCCGCAUCGUCGUCAGUCUGGACUGCGAGGAACUAGCCGCUCAGUGCCGGGAGUAUGGCAAGCAAGAGCAUCUAACCUUGGAGCGCUUAAUGAGCUUGAGUAUACCCUGGCCGUUGACCGGGAGAUUCUGCAGGAAUUAUCAUAUCAGCCUGUGGGCGAAGCCUUUUGCCGUGUUUCUAUGCGCCCUGAUCGUGAACGCGGGUGCUUCGCAGAUACUCCAACCAGAGCGGGCACUGCGUACGCGACCUGCUCUGACCCGCUGCCCGGAAUUCCUCGCUGACAAUCCCAGCGGAUGGUACGACUCCGAGAUGCUCGUCGCCAUGGGCCGUCUCUGCGCGACCAGCAUCGCCCCGGUCAAAUACUUUCGCGCGGACACCCUUCCGCUCAGCGCUGGGCCAUUCGAAGAUAACUACUGACCUCUUCCGCUAUCCAGCAAAUAUGACGACCAUAAACGCCGAAAUCUACCUGUCGCCGAAUAAUCGUCGCCGACCCGGUUGUAUCAUAACCUCAACUGUGUUUGUGCGAAUGCUUGGUUGUACAUUAUGAGCAGUAACUCGCGCUUUUGCGCUUCUCAUCCUUUCUCAUCCUAAAACUACAGUCUGUGGACUACAGCCGGCAGAUUGCAGAACGUAUGCCGGGAA